CCUCUCAAACGACCGGGAUAGGCCAACCAACCCUGGGCUAUUCUGAGCCGCCCCGGAAACUACGGAUCGCCGUCACCGACGCCUCCGUGCAGAUCUCGCGGUACAUCAACGGCAGAUGUUUGUUGCGUCAGCACACGUACCUGUACAUCGAGAGGGCAGCACAAUACCCCAUUAGAACAAACGAGUAGUAUGUGUGGUAUACAGGAGGUAGGUAGGAAGGUAGGCAGAGACUCCCUUAAUCAAAAGUACCUAUACAUAUCACCUUUGGUCUGGCCCUAAAGUACCCGGUUAAGCUACCUGUACUUACAGGGGGUAGGUGACCUAACCUUAGGUACCUGAGUAGGUACCCAGGUGGGCGGCCGCCUUUCAUGCCGUUGGUUACAAGGCAUUUUCAUAGUCACUCUCCCCGCCUCUACCUCUUCUUCCGACCCUCCUCUGCUGCAGCCUUACGUCUGCGUCACCUCUAUCGAUGGCCCGUACGCUCCGAGAAUGCGACCGAGGCGGUAGGCAGGCCCUUGGGAAUCUCACGUUGCCACUUGGGGGCGACCGCGUACAUUGUCGGCCGCGCGGAUUCGUACGAUGUUGACAGGUCGGUUUUGCUCUUCCGGACCGCUCGGAGGAGCGCAGCCACCAGCCUAUCCCUCAUCAUUCGACUCCUUCUACCCUCUCCUUCCUAUUCUCCCUCCUUUCGACCUCACCGCUCCCACAAAGAUCAACCCGCAAUGGCGUCACCUCAGAGCAGGAUAGCCGAGUUGGCGGCCGUCGUGGCGACUCAUACCCAACGGAUCGACAGCUACCUCUCUGAGAAGGGGCUGCCGCCCCCGUCGUUCGAAGCCGACGGCCCCAAAGACCUUGGACUGCCGCCCGAUCUCGAACAAUCCCGCAGUCUGGUCCUCGACGCGAGCCAAGAACUCAAUGACCUCCUCCAGGGACCGCGGAAUCUACUCUUCAACCACGAGCACAAUCGCCUCCUCUAUCUCAAGCUCAUCUCGCGCUUCAAUCUCGCCCGCAAGGUACCCGUAGACGGGGAGAUCACCUUUUCGGACCUAGCAGCUACCAUCGGCAUCGAUUACGCGGCGCUAUGCCGUAUCCUGCGCUUCGGCAUCGCGUUCCGCGUCUUCAGGGAGCCGCGCCCCGGCGUGGUCGCCCACUCUGCCGCGUCUCGGCAGAUCGCGGAGGACGCGAACCUCGCCGACUGGGUCGGGGCUAACGUAGAUGAAAUGUGGCCGUCAGCGGAGAAAGUUGUCGACGCGCUAUCCAAAUGGCCCCUCGCUGAAGAGCCCAACCAAACUGGCUUCUCGCUGGCCAACGGGACGGACAAGCCUUUCUACCUCGAACUCUCCGAAGAUCCCGAGCGCGCGCGGCGUUUUGGCGGUGCCAUGAGCUUCUUCACGACCGGUCCAGGAUAUUCCUUGCAUCACCUGACGGACAAUUAUUCCUGGGAUUCGCUCGGCGCUGCCACCGUCGUCGAUGUAGGCGGAUCCCACGGUGACGCAGCCUUUGCCCUGGCCCGGAAAUACCCCAAGCUCCACCUAGUCGUGCAAGAGCUGCCCGAGGUGGUUGCAAACUCGAAAGAAGAAGCCGGCCUCGAUGUCAAGUUCUUAGCCCACGACUUCUUCGAGGAGCAGCCGGUCAAGGACGCCGACGUCUAUAUAUACCGUUGGAUCUUCCAUAACUGGCCUGACAAGUACUGCAUCAAGAUUCUCAAGGCUUUGAUCCCCGCUCUGAAGCGGGGCUCCCGGGUCCUCAUCAUGGACUUCGUGAUGCCACCUCCUUGCGUGCUCCCUAACAGCGUGGAGCGAAAGUUAAGAGCUAUGGAUGUCACGAUGCUCGAGAUAGGUAAUUCCAAGGAGCGUGACUUGGACGAGUGGAAAUCCCUCUUUGAACAGGCAGAUCAAAGAUUUGCCUUUAAAGGGGUCCAGCAACCGCCGGGUUCCAACCUAGCUAUCCUCGAGGCGGCGUGGGAGGGGUGAAAUGGGCAAUUCAUUAGAGAAUGAGGUACUUCUCACCGGUCCGCCGCCGGUUUGCGCAGCGUUUAGUCUUUAGCGGUCUAGGUCUGUCAUACAGGUUAAAUAUUGGAGUGUAGGCGACUGUUGGGGGUGUAUUAAAAGAGAGAUCUUUCGAAUUGAAGAAUGCUGGUCGUCGAUACGAUAGGCAACAUAUUCGUACUAUUGCUAUCAGAGGCGAAGCCCCCCCUCUCAAACACUGCCCAUUCUGUCCGCCGCCCAACUAGAUGGAACCGAUACGAUUUAACAGGUGCGGAUUUGCGAGC
Molecule: messenger RNA, 2272 nt
Organism: Durotheca rogersii
Lineage: Eukaryota; Fungi; Ascomycota; Sordariomycetes; Xylariales; Xylariaceae
Product: S-adenosyl-L-methionine-dependent methyltransferase
Exons: 4
Coding region: 369-1973 (534 amino acids)
Molecular function (GO): O-methyltransferase activity
Source: RefSeq, a predicted model, not a curated record